AUGGCAGCAUUACGACCAGGGUCUUGUGCGUUUCAAUCAAAGAUGAACAAUAAAUACUUGCACAACAUAUACGUAAUCAACAACCGGCAGGAGGUUCUCCAAGAGGUUGUUCUCCAAUUCUCUGGAGAUGAUGUUGCGAGCAAACACGCAAAGUUCCAAGUGGAGGAGGACGAACAGGACCCCAAACUAGUGCAUAUAAAAUCCUCCUUCAACAACAAAUACUUGAGGAGGGCAGGACAAAACAGUUCGUGGAUUGUGGCCAGGGCUGAAAAGAAAGAGCAAGAUCGACAUCAGUGGUCAUGUACACUCUUUGAGCCUCAGGAAUUCCAUGACACACAAAACUGCUGCAACCCCACCACCAUCGGGCAAUUCCGAUUACGCCACGUGCAACUCGAUCACUUUAUAGAGCCAUUCUCUGCAAACGGAUCGGAUCCAGACCUUUUUGCAGGCCGAGAAUUUCAACCCAAAGACAACACUGUCUUCUAUGUCGAAGAUCUACCCGAAGACUCAGUCCCUAAAGAACCUACAGAAUGA
Molecule: messenger RNA, 534 nt
Organism: Prunus avium (sweet cherry)
Lineage: Eukaryota; Viridiplantae; Streptophyta; Magnoliopsida; Rosales; Rosaceae
Source: RefSeq, a predicted model, not a curated record